Messenger RNA from Corythoichthys intestinalis (scribbled pipefish), 2109 nucleotides. RefSeq names its product junctional adhesion molecule 3a (gene jam3a). The record is from RefSeq and is a predicted model, not a curated record. Lineage: Eukaryota; Metazoa; Chordata; Actinopteri; Syngnathiformes; Syngnathidae. Gene Ontology annotation, molecular function: protein heterodimerization activity; protein homodimerization activity; cell-cell adhesion mediator activity. Gene Ontology annotation, biological process: cell-cell adhesion; cell migration. Gene Ontology annotation, cellular component: protein complex involved in cell adhesion; cell-cell contact zone; plasma membrane.
AUGGAAACUGGUCGCUGGCAACAUCCACCAGCCCUUCUCCCUUUCUCUCUUUCUGUGUCCCCCCCAUCCUCCUCGUACCUUGUGCGAGGUGGCGACACUGGCGAGCGUGUGUGCGGCCGCGAACGACAAAUGAGAAGCUGCAAGAUGGCGAUUGUGCGACUGAUCGCGUGGUGUCUGCUGUGCACUAGCCUCGGCCACAUCCCGUCAUCGCUCGCAGUAAUCCUCCGGACCACGGACAAGAUCGUGUGGGCAAAUGAGUUUGAGCCCGUUGAGCUGACCUGCUUAAUAGAGUCCAUCUCCACCAACAACCCGAGGAUUGAGUGGAAGAAGAUUAGGAAUGGCAUCCCAAGCUAUGUUUACUUUCAAAGGAAAAUAUCAGGCGACUUGGAAAACAGGGCGCAGCUUAGAGAGCCAGCCAACAUUCUGAUCUUCAACACCACCCGCACAGACACGGCCGAGUACCGUUGCGAGGUGGCCGCCAUUGACGAUCAGAGGGACUUUGAUGAGAUUCUAAUUAGUCUUGCUGUGAGAGUGAAACCCGUGGUGCCCCGAUGCAGCGUACCCGAGGCGGUCACAGUGGGCACGUCGACCGAACUCCGGUGUCUUGAGAAUGAGGGCUUCCCGGCACCUAUCUACCGCUGGUUCCACAACAACGAGGAGCUUCCCCAGGAUCCCAAGAACACCCCCAAGUUUACCAAUGCAACAUACACCAUUAACACAGACACAGGAAGCCUGAAAUUCCGAAGGGUGAGGAAGGAGGACGCGGGGGAAUACUACUGCCAAGCCAAGAAUGAUGCCGGCCACGCCCAGUGUCCCUCCCAGUGGAUGGAAGUCUAUGACAUUGACAUCCUCGACAUCGUCCUCAAGUCUGUCGGUGGCGUGUUAGCAUUGUUCUUUGUGAUUGGCUGCAUUUGGCAUUGUCUUUUACGCGCCUUUUCCACCAAAAAAGGACACAACGAAAACGAAUUCAGUUGGCCAGCACAGAACGAUGGUGUUGAGUAUGGCGAUGCAGAUGAGGGACAUUUCCGCCACAAGUCAUCGUUCAUCAUCUGACAACCUAGGACGACGUGGCGACAAGGUUAACGUGCAGCAACAAUGGCACGGGUGGUUAAGUUCAAGCUGUAACAUGGCACACACUUUUCUCUGAUGCACAUUAAAAUAAACCAACUUGCCAAAGUAAUGCUCUAUAUAUGGUUUUGUGGCACUAGUUCACAGUUUUAUAGCGUUGACAGAUUUUCUAUUUUUUGACUCUCUAGUAUUCCUUUCAUCAUCCGCCUUGCACUUUUAGAACUUUUUUCCCCCCACACAUUUCUACUUGACACUUCAUUCAUUACCAAACUGUGACAUCGAGCCAAUUCAUGGUAGCGAGGCAUGUGUUGGAACAAAAUUCCAUCAAAAACUUUGGAACAAACUCUUUUUGUAAUGUUUUUUAAUACACUGAACUUGUUUUACAGAAGUCCUCUUGUGUUUCGUCUGUGCUCAUGUGAGAAAUACUGUAUUGUUUUUUUCUUCUUCCAAGUGGCCAAGAAUUGAAAGCGGUAUUGUUUUUUUCUUCUUCCAAGUGGCCAAGAGUUGAAAGCGGUAUUUGUACAUACUGUAGUUUGACAGGCAAUAAACUGCGGACUGAAAACAGAGGAUGCUAUCAGAUUACAUGGGGCACAAUUUAUCCACCUUGAGCAUUCAGUAGUUAAAAUUAUAACUUUACAUGUAAAGGUUACCCAGUGGAUUUUAAUAUUAGGCUAUAUAUCCCAUUUCGCUGCAAAAUCAGUAUUUACUAUUAAAAGAUGGCAAUUUAUGACUUAGAGUGCUGUUUGUGUAUAAGUGACCUUCUGUGUGUUACUACUUUUUUGGUUGUAGAUUUUGGACAUAUUGUCCAGUUUUGCCUCAAUAUUGUACAUAGAUGCUACAAUGUUUUCCCCCAGUACCUUAUUGUAAAUAAGGCAGCAAGCUGUUCAAAAUGAAAAUUUUACAGUGCAGUAAUUACUGUCCAAUGUUGUUUCAAACUUUUUUUGGGGUCUUCAUAUUUUGUGUAAAAACUCAGGAACUGUUGUACAAUGUCCACUGUUCAUGGUUAAUUUUUGUCAUGAUUAAAAUACAUUUAAAAGUUGA